CGGAAGUAUGUUCAAAGGGUUGAAAACAAAAUCACUUAUGUUGAAAAAAGUCUUUCAGAAAUAAAGGUACUACUUCUGAAGUUGGUUGGCAAACCGAACCCAUCGGUUGAGGAAGAGGUUGAUAAGGAUGCAAUUGGGGAUGAACGAGUACCUGCCGGUGAAGAUGUUUUGAAGACAAGUGUUGUUAAUGAUGAUGGUGUUGCUGAUGAUGCGGCUGCGGGUGACGGUGAGAAGAACGUACAAGAAGAGGAACCAAAUGUAGCCACUGAAGAAGUGUCGAUGCAGGUUGAGGUUGUGAAAGGAGAUGCUGACCAUGUUGCUGAUAGUGAAGAUGGUGAAGAUGCCACACGGGCAGAUGUAAUCAUCUCCGCUGUAAUGACUGAG
Molecule: messenger RNA, 384 nt
Organism: Cuscuta europaea
Lineage: Eukaryota; Viridiplantae; Streptophyta; Magnoliopsida; Solanales; Convolvulaceae
Source: the annotation of a GenBank genome assembly